CAUUAGUUCGUGACCGGUGCUGCCGCCGAUGGAUCGCUCAGGCGGCCAACCGCCGUAUUCGGGUCUAACCGUCGAAGAGUACGCGGCGCUGGCACCGCUCAUUGAAGAAUACCACAAGCUCGAGCCGACGCCAAACACAUGCACAUCGCUUAUAACGCAGCGCAUCGACGCGCCUGCCGAUGUCGUCUGGCCUUUCGUCCGGAACUUCGAGAACCCCCAGAAAUACAAACACUUCAUCAAGAGUUGUAACAUGAGGAGCGGCGACGGCGGCGUCGGAAGCGUCAGGGAAGUCACGGUGGUUUCGGGUCCGCCGGCAUCGACGAGUACGGAAAGACUGGAGCUUUUGGAUGACGAAAAGCACGUGUUGAGCUUUAGCGUCGUCGGAGGCGAACACAGGCUGAGAAACUACAAGUCGGUGACAUCAGUGAAUGAGUUUGAAAAGGAAGGGAAGGCUUACGCCAUUGUUUUGGAGUCUUAUAUAGUGGAUAUACCACAAGGUAACACCGGGGAAGAUACAAAGAUAUUUGUGGAUACAGUCGUCAAGUUGAAUCUGCAGAAGCUUGGGAUUCUAGCAAUGGGUUCUCUUCACCACUGACAGCAAGAUUGUAUAAUUUAGUUUUUGCU
This is a messenger RNA of Hibiscus syriacus, 624 nucleotides long. RefSeq names its product abscisic acid receptor PYL2-like. Gene Ontology annotation, molecular function: protein phosphatase inhibitor activity; abscisic acid binding; signaling receptor activity. Bases 29 to 595 code for a protein of 188 amino acids. Lineage: Eukaryota; Viridiplantae; Streptophyta; Magnoliopsida; Malvales; Malvaceae. Gene Ontology annotation, cellular component: nucleus; cytoplasm. Gene Ontology annotation, biological process: abscisic acid-activated signaling pathway. The record is from RefSeq and is a predicted model, not a curated record. The transcript has a single exon.